Messenger RNA from Linum trigynum, 4256 nucleotides. Lineage: Eukaryota; Viridiplantae; Streptophyta; Magnoliopsida; Malpighiales; Linaceae. The record is from the annotation of a GenBank genome assembly.
UGGUUUGAGAGCUUUCGUUGCAGUACCGGAUUAGCUACGAAAUCGGUUGAUGAUCAAUGGCUUUGUCGAGACUACACACAAACGUGGUAGGACUCGGACAUCUCCAGCCAACUUGCGCCGGCUACCCCGGACCAGACGACGCGGCGCCAUCACCGGCAAGGCACCAACUUAAGUUGCAGUUGCCACCGCCAAGGAGACCAUCUACUCCACAACGACUGCAUCUUCAGCAGCAGCAGCAGAAACCCAUUGUUCCUUGCACGCCGACGAAGCCAAUCAAAGGCAACGAUAACAGCGAGGAAGGAGACGCAGACGUUCGGUCCUUCGUUUCUUCUCCCCGGAAAAACAAGGCCGGCUGCGCCGCCGACGUUCUGCGUCUGUUUGACACCCUAUGCCUCCCUGUUGCACCCGACCUCUGCGUUUCCCUCAUCAAAGAGUGCACGAACCAACGAGAUAAGGCCUCCGCUCUCCAACUCCAUGCCCGCACCAGUUCAAAUGGGCUCCUCAACGAGCAGGAGGUAGCCUUUCUGAACCGGCUGCUCCUCAUGCACGUUUCCUGUGGUCAUUUUGAUUUAGCCCGCCAGCUGUUCGAUCAAAUGCCUGGUAAGAGAGAUGCGAUCUCUUGGGCAAUCAUCAUUACCGGUUACUCCCACGAUGCUCAACACGAAGAAUCUAUCGGCUUCUUCAUCCAGAUGCUAAGUCAUGACUAUUCCUUACUGCAUUUUCCACAGAUUGCAAUGGCUUCCGUUCUCAAGGCAUGUGUGUAUACUGAAAACCAAGGUUUAGGGAAGCAACUUCAUGGGCUGUUGUUUAAGUGUGGAUCUACUUGUGCUGAUGGUUCGUGUCUGGAUGUCUCUUUAAAUGAACUCCACGGAAAUUUGGGGCCUGUGAAGAGUGUGAACCAUGUGUUUGAUAAGUUCCCUCAGUGUAAUAGCCUACCCAUCUGGAGUACUAAGCUAGCAAAUAGCUACAGAGAAGGGCGUUUCAGUCAAGUCGUGCACGAUUCCAACCGGAUGGGGAGGGACGGGAUAUGCAGAAUUAGCGUUUUAACCGCUGUACUGAGGGCUUGUGCUAAGAUGGACGAUGGUGGGAUGUCUGGUCGACAAGUCCAUGCGAUUGCCAUCAAGCAGGGCUUGGAAGGGAAGGUUGUUAUCCAGUGUGGACUGAUUAAAAUGUAUGGUAGUUGUGGGAUGGUCGAAGAGUCCAAACAGGUUUUCAAGCUGAUCACUGACGAUAGAGAUGAUGCGCAUUGGAAUGCUAUGCUAACGUGCUAUCUCCAUAAUGGGUUUUAUGUUGAGGCCUUGAAGCUUCUUUACCAGAUGAAGGCGGCUGCUAUCGAGGUGACUGAAUCUUUGCUGAACAGAGUCAGGCUUGCAUGUGGCACUGGUACUCUAGAGAACACUGUUCGUGGAACUCUGGUGUAGAUUGUGAUCUUCAGUGGCUAGUGCAUUGCAGGUUUGUACAUAGUGGCUUUAUCACUAAACGUGUCAGGUGGGGUAUCAUUGGGGCUUGUACAUACAAACUAAAGCAGAUGAAAGGAGGUUUGUGAAUAUUGUUGAAAGGAAAAGUUGAGUUUUUUUAGUACCUUGCAGCAGAAACAGCAGCAUGAUCAGAUGAUCUGUGGUGACAAAGUAGGUUGGGUUCAUCUACUUAUCAUUCUGUAGCACUGAGAAAGUACUUCAAGUAAGCACCCGCACAACUGAAUUAAAAUUCCAUGUUGUAGCUUGUUUUGCAGUUCUGUCUUUCCAAGUGAUGGUUUGAUUCUUUUCAUCUGAUCUCUACUAUUUUUGUCGGGGGUACUGUUCACUUUCCGCCACCACCCUCUGGUCUGGUCAUUUCCUUAUUAUUCAGUUAGAAUCUAAGCCUUGUUUCUGCUUGUACUGCUCAUCUCUGACAAACUGUUGGAAAAGCUCCCAAACUGGCUAGACAUACUUGAUCAUUGUUUCUGUGAAGUUCAAAGUGGUAACAUAAAUAAUAAGGCUGUUGAGAUCCAUGCACGCUUAUGAAUAUCAGUUGUCUUAGACAUAUUGGUUUACCACACUGUUUUAACUGACUUCUGUGAUCUUGUGCUGUGCUUCAGUUUCUUAAUAAACCUAGAUUUAUGUUGUACUACAGGGGGUAAUUGAAUUUGUUCCACCAUUUCUUACAUUGCUUGCAGUUACAAUGUCGGGCAGCUUUACUAAUACACAGUAAUUGGUACUACAAAGAUAAUUCUUGCCUAUAAUUACUUGAAUGAAGAAUUUGAGUGAGUAAAUGAUAUCUGUAGAAUGAGUUAACAACAUCUGCUGUGCUCACUGGCAAUUUCAAGAUAUUGAAACUGAGAUAAAGCUUGGCUUGUAGCUUGUUUGAUGUCGGUACUAUGGAUAACAGAUUUUCAUUGUUCAGAUACUCCGUCCACUCGUAUGUAUGGACCGCUCAAUACCAAGAGUUAUUCUGGUUCAGAUUGAUAAUUGGCACAGAUUCUUGCUUCUCUCUGGACAAGGAUGAGUCAUUGUGAUUCCAAGGAAAUUACAAGUCAAAUCCUGGUCCCAUGUGGUAUUUCAUAUUUGGAUGCCAAGGUACUGUGAGUCUCUGUUCAUUUCAUUCUUUAUCCAUCAUGUUUUUCAAACAACUCUAAUUAGAAAUGGAUUUAUCAUAUAUGGGUGAACAUUAGGUAUAUGAUUAAAAUGUAAGGGGGCCAGAUUCCCUUAUCUUUUGCUAGCGGGGUGCAUUCCAUGAGAAAGCGUCAAUGGUUUGAUAAUAACUCUGCAUAACUGACACUGACUGAUGGGAUUGUUCAUUGGUUAGAAAUAGGAAGAAAAUCUGAUCCACACAUUACAGAUACUUGCAACAGUGAUGAUCUUCUUACCACUAGAUGAAUCCUGUGGGUUAGAACGAAUUAUAGAUAGAGUUGAGUGCCAUGCAUUAUUGGUACAACGACGCAGUGAAAGAACUAGGCCUAAUUGGCUGUCCUGUUUCUGCAGAGUGAUAUGCACAGAACAUUUACCGGCCUCGUUGAUCUAGUGCACUAAUUGGCUGGUGAGGAUCCGCUGAUGAAAAUGGUGGUUCUCAGGUCAGAUCACAAUUGGGAUACAGUUUCACCUCCUUCAUCCAUGGCGCUUCUGGGUGAGACGAUCAAACUUUUGAGCUGUUGAUUCAUUUUGGGUCAGUUUUACAGGAUGAUAAAGUUGUUAUCAGGUUGCUAGCAGGGAUGAACUUAUAGUAAAGUUUGCGUCUUUUAUCCCUCAUCUCUAUUCUAUCCUGUUCCUGUCUCACUCACUCAUUAACCUUUACCGACGGGCCACCUCCAUCACUGUUGGGUUGAUGGAGGCAGUUGAAAUUGGUGGGGGGAAAUAGGUGGGUUUGAGCCUUUUAGUCACAGGAUUUCCAAUUUUAAUUACCUAAACUUGGGCAUCGAUCGAUCGUUGCAAGGUUGAUGGCUGCUUCUGCUGAUAUUUUCCUUCCCGAAGUUUGUAAAUGGAGGGGGCAGAGUGCUUUGGACCAUACAAUUACAAGUACAGUGUUCAGAUAUGUCCUUGUGGACGGGUGAAUUAAUUUUGAUUGUGAAGGUGAUAUGUGUGUUCAUGGUUGGUCCCAGCGGUGGUGGUACAUUUAUGAUGAUGAUGCCAUGGCAAAUUGGCAAAACCCAAAUAUCUUCUCCCAUCUUUUUCUGCCAGCCACAAUUCUUCUGGUUGAAGGGAUCAUGGGCUUAGAGUGGGCCUUUAUUUGGGAGAUGAAUUUUUUGAGUGAGGUGGGAUUCAAUCCAAUUUGUCACCUCACGAAAAAUCACCCUUCAUCACAAUUUGAUUUGAUCUGAUUCACGUUGGCACAUGCUCAUUAUGGUACAAUUCAUAUUUGUGUGUAUCAAAUCACCCCUGUCAUCAAUCGUGGUGGUCAGGGUUUUUUUUUUACUUUAGAUUCAAUGAACGUCUACUCAUUGUUAAAGAAUGAUUAGUAACUGUCAUUUAGACAAUGAUUAGCAACUGUCACGUGCAGUUCGAUUUUUCGUACCAGAAAAAACAACUCAUUUCGCAUUCAGCUCGUUUGUUAAUGAGUCGAGUUUGAAUUCAGUAUUAGUUUAACUUGCAAGAUUUGCGAGCCAGUUCGGCUCGAUGGGUUGCUGAGGUAAACUCGUGGGCUACGUCGUGUUCGGUUCGUGAGUUGGGUCGAUAGAGUGGCCACCGACCUAGCUCGACCAAUGAUUUAUGAGCGAUUCGAACUAUAGCUUAUGAGUUGAGCAAAUAUGAUACUAAUAGAGUAUAUAAACAUGAGAUGAAUUG